GCGAUCCCCCGUGUAAGAGUGAGGUGGAGGAGGACCUUCCAGUCCAUGUGACCACAGAAAUUCCCAGUAAGAACAUCAUCUUAUCACACAGUUAUAAAGUAGAAGAUGAAGAUAUCAUGCAGGACUUCAGGACAUCAGGAGAAAAUGUACAUUCAGAACUUCACCGUACAGAUCUAUCAUAUAAUCCCCCUAAUCAUGAGGAAUAUUUUACUGAGCAGUCACAGAUUGUUACCACAAGUAUCGGGCAGAACCAGGGUAAAAGGUUUAUGUGUGGUGACUGUGGGAAACAGUAUUCAAGAAGCUCAGUUCUUUUUGCACACAGAAGAAUUCACACGGGAGAGAAGCUGUGUGCAUGCCCACUAUGUGGGAAAUGUUUUACAAAUAGAUCACAUCUUGUUAUACAUGAGAGAAUUCACACAGGAGAGAAGCCAUAUUCCUGUCCAGAAUGUGGGAAAUGUUUUACUAAUAAAUCACAUCUUGUUAUACAUGAGAGAAGUCACACUGGAAAGAAGCCGUAUCCAUGUUCUCAGUGUGGGAAAUGUUUUGCACAAAAAUCACAUCUUGUUAAACACGAGAGAAGUCACACAGGUGAGAGGCCUUAUUCCUGUUCAGAAUGUGGAAAACGUUUUAAUACUAAAGCCAAUCUCCGGGAUCAUCAGAGAAUUCACACGGGAGAGAAACCAUUUAUAUGUUCUGAAUGUGAGAAAUGUUUUACAGAUCGAUCAAGUCUUUUUAGACAUAAGAGAAUUCACACGGGAGAGAAGCCAUAUUCAUGUUCAGAAUGUGGGAAAUGUUUUACUGAUAAAUCAAGUCUUGUUAUACAUAAGAGAAUUCACACAGGAGAGAAGCCGUACUCAUGUUCAGAAUGUGGGAAAUGUUUUACAAAUAAAUCUAAUCUUGCUAUCCACGAGAAAAGUCACACAGGAGAGAAGCCAUAUUCAUGUUCAGAAUGUGGGAAAUGUUUUACUACAAAAACCAAAUUUAAGGAUCACCAUCUAAAAUAUCACACAGGGGAGAAGUCCUUCUCAUGUUCAGAAUGUGGAAAGUGUUUUACAAGGAAAUCAAAAUUUGAAACUCAUCAAAAAAUUCACACAGAGAAGAAACCAUAUUCUUGUCUGGAAUGUGGAAAAUGCUAUAAGAGCAAAAAAAGGUUUUCAAACCAUCAGGCUAUUCACAAACAUUAAACGCCUAAUAAGAUAAUUUACUUUUAUGGUGGAAUUAGCCUGGAUCUGCUGAACACCAAAAUUAUAUAAACUGACCUCAACUGUGACCAGGAUCCAUGUUGGAAAAGAAGAGCCUCUCUUCCUUCCGAAUGAACGGUAUUCAUGCAUCCAGAAUCCAGAGUGGUAUUAUGAAAAAAAAAAUGUUUACAUGGGUGUCCUUGUUUUGUGUUUGCUAACUUAUUUGGACAAAUUAAUCUUUGAUCUUCAUUUGAUCUAGAUGAAGAUAAGUGAUGGAAUUGAGUAAAAAAACUGAAUUUGCAAUAAUGUGUUAAACAAAAGGUUUAUCCCAUUCUUCCAUGGGCAGUAUGCACAGCCACUUUUCAUCUCUCCAGCAUCAUGAGUGGAUAUAGAACCUGGCCAUUCCAGAACCUUUUUUUUCCCUAGCCAUUCCUUAGUGGGAUUACUGUUAUACUUAGGGACAUUGCCAUGUUGCCCGGUCGACUUUGAGCUUAGCUUCAGUCAUCCUGACAGGUGGUCUCUGUUAAAGGGGCUAUUAAUUAUUGAUAUUUAUGCCAAUCUCAAUAAUUAAUAUUCCUAAAUAGGCGUGAGUCGUCUAGUGAUGACUCCGCCUAUUUAUGCCUAAAUUAACAACAAAUCACUACUGAUUGCCUUACUCUACACUGAAUUACCUUCGGCUAUUGCUGCGGUGCCUUACUACUACA
Bufo gargarizans (Asiatic toad) is the source of this 1885-nucleotide messenger RNA. Its product is annotated as gastrula zinc finger protein XlCGF17.1-like. The transcript is spliced from 2 exons. The record is from RefSeq and is a predicted model, not a curated record. Gene Ontology annotation, molecular function: DNA-binding transcription factor activity, RNA polymerase II-specific; RNA polymerase II cis-regulatory region sequence-specific DNA binding. Gene Ontology annotation, cellular component: nucleus. The coding region runs from base 117 to 1184 and encodes 355 amino acids. Gene Ontology annotation, biological process: regulation of transcription by RNA polymerase II; central nervous system development. NCBI's taxonomy places the organism in Eukaryota, Metazoa, Chordata, Amphibia, Anura, Bufonidae.